AGCUCCGGGCGGCCUGGCCCAACCAGCGGGCUGCGCGCCUGCGGGGGGCUGCGGGACGGCCGCCAGCAGGAGAAGAAUAAGCCGCCAGCGGGAGAAUAAGCCGCCGCAGGUCGCUCCUGAAGUUGAGACCCCGGACCCGAGCUGGGACCCAAACCAGCGCUUUGCGGCUGUCGCUGCGCACCUCGUCCCCGCGGCGACGCUUUGCUUUGGUACCGCCCAAACCCACCCACCCAGCCACCCCCGCCCACCCGGAAACAACGCCGCAGCCGCAGGAGUCUGCCCCGCUCGUUUAACGCUGACGGCUGUGAGCGAAACCAGCGCCUGGAAGGCUGUUUACGACGUGUCUGUUUUGGGGCGGAGCCGCAGCUUUUGCGCUGCCCAGUUACUGCGAGGCGCCUUGGUGACGUUUCGGCGCAGCCUCUUGCUGCCUGCGCGCGCUGAUGACGCGGCGGCGCGCGCCGGCGGGUGACAUGUUGUGAGGCGGCCGAGCGCGCGGCGGUACCGGGCCACGCGCCACCGACGGCGAGCACCCGGGCCGGCGCGCGCGCGCGCCUCUCCCUCUGCCGAGCGCCAUGUUCCGCCGGGCCCGCAUCAACGUGCGGCCCAACGUGCGGCCGGCCGGCAGGGCCACCGGCGGCGCGGCGGACGCGGGGCCUCAGGGCUCGGACUCUCAGGCGGUUACCAGAGCGGAGGCUGCGGCGGAAGCAGCGUCUGUACCCCAGUCGGCCGCGCCGCUGGCUGAGAGCAAUGACAAGGCCAGUAGCUCAAAUGAUGCUGGAGAAGCUAGUAAACCUGCAGAGAUGCCUACGCAGAGAAGAAAACGGAUCUCUACUGUGCCCAAUCUUGUCAAACCCAGAUCUGGACCUUCAUCUGCUCAGCAUUCUGCAUCAAAACCACAGAGGCGAGCAUCACAGGCUCCUGAUGGCAGUACUUCACUUCAGAAGGAUUCAUCUCCAUCAGACAAGAGUAAUGUUGAGAGCCCUUUAAAGUCUCCCACGCUGCCUGAAAAGAAAACACCUGUGCCACAAGUGCCACAGUUUUCCCCACUAAAAAAAUCAGUGAACAAAGAGCAAACUGUAGGUGUACCUGUGCAAAAAAGUGAUGAUACCUUGCAGAAGAAUGUGCCCUCCCCACUCAAGGAGAGACCAACACAGGAAAGAUCAGGAACACAGGAGGAAAAGCUGUCUAUGAAACCAUCACCCGUAAAAGAGAAGCAACUGUGUUCUGACCGUGAAAGGAUCCUCAAAGCUCGGAAGUUAAGAGAAAUGCUUAAAGAAGAGCUGAAGAAAGAGCGGAUGUUGAAACAGAGGCCCCCAAUAAUUGAAGGACGUUCUCCACCAGAUCGUUCUAAAAUGACCAUGAGAGACUUGAUAUAUUAUCUGCCAGAAAACAAUCCAAUGAAGUCUUCACUAGCAGAGGACAAGAGAACUGAAAAAAAUUCUACGCUGAGUCAAUUGAAAGAACAGGAAGAGAAAAGUACACCUGACAAUGACGAAGAAGAUGAGGAGGAAGAAGCAGAGAAUGAGGAGGAAAGUCAGGAUGGUCCACUUCUAGUUCCUCGUGUGAAAGUAGCAGAAGAUGGUUCAAUUAUUCUGGAUGAAGAAAGUUUAACUGUAGAAGUUCUAAGAACAAAAGGUCCAUGUGUUGUAGAAGAAAAUGAUCCCAUCUUUGAGCGUGGCUCUACAACUACAUACUCCAGCUUCAGGAAAAGUUUUUACACAAAACCGUGGUCAAAUAAAGAAACAGACAUGUUCUUUUUAGCUAUCAGUAUGGUAGGAACAGACUUCUCCUUGAUUGGGCGGCUGUUUCCUCAUAGAGCCAGAGCAGAAAUUAAGAACAAGUUCAAACGCGAGGAAAAAGCUAAUGGAUGGAGGAUAGACAAAGCUUUCAAAGAAAAGCGGCCCUUUGAUUUUGAAUUCUUUGCCCAGCUUCUUGAGAAAGUCUUAGCAGAUGAGGGAAGGAGGAAGCAGAAAACUGUUAAAAGCCAGAAGCCAAAGGAAAAGAAGCCAUCACAGCCUCGGAAGAAGCCAAACGCAAAAGCUACCAGCACAGAAGCUGCCAACAAUCAAGAUGAUCUUCAGGAAGCUAGAAUUUUCGGUGCAGAAACAGAAGCAGAUGCUGUGACAGCUGAGAAAGAAAAUGAGGAGUCUUUGGGUGUUUCUGAACAGGCAGAAGAACAGGUUGCAUUUGAGCCAGUGCUAGCAAAAAAAAAGAGAAAGAAGAAAAGAAAAGAUGAUCUUGAACAGGAAGUGGAGAAUUUUACAGAGGAAAUGUCUGUCACUUCUAAAACUGCUGAAAAAGGGAAGUCCUCUAAGAAAACAGAAAAAAAAUUGAUGUGUGAUGCAAACAAUGAUGGUCAUACUUCCCAUAGAGAAGAACAGGAUGGUAUUACUGAAGGAAAACAAGAUGAGACUGUGGUUACAGGGGAAGAGAAAUCAGAGUCCUGUGUACUGGUGGAUGACAUAAUGGAGGGAGAAAGUGAUGUUAAUUUAUGCAGCUUUGAAGAUAGUGAUGAUGUUAUACUAGAAACAGAAUCUGCGAAACUGAGAAUUCUAGAUGUUAGAGAUGCUGUAUCACAGGAAAGACAGAUUUCAGAGUUACGGGUUUCAAAGGUCAGAAGUGAAGAAAGGCAAUCUGAAGAAACUAGAGAAACAAAGGGCAAAGACAUACAUGACUUACAUAGACCAGAUGAAAAGCAGAGUGCAUCAGAAAGUGAUUCUCAGUCUGAAAUGAUGCAAACUGAAAAACCAUCAGACAGAGAGUGCUUGCAAAGACCUAAACCCAGUUUAGUGAGGUCAUCUGGAAGGAGGGAAGCAACAACCCAGGAGAAAAUGAUAGCUGAGACUUCCUCUCCAAGCUGUGUGAAUUCAGAUGAAAAGUGUUCUGAUGAUGACAGUAGAAGAAACAGAAGGGAAGAUGCAGAAACAGAGGAUGUGGAUUUGGAUACUAAAUCUGAAGAACCUGGAAAAACUGUAAUUGCAAAUACACUAGUUAGAGGAUGUCGACAGAGAUUUAAACCUAAUGUUACAAGAGCAUCUGGAAGGAAAGAAGAACUUGAAAAAGAUACAGGAAAUGAUGGAAUGUCCCAUUCACAACCUAAGAGGGAAACUGAGAAGAAUACUGACCAGAGUAAUAAGUGUGCUACCAGUGAAGAAGCUGCAGAAGAAGAUGAUAAAGCCCUGGAGACAAUGUCUCAGUCUAAUGAAACAGCUGGUUUUGAAGAAAACAGCAAACAGAGUGUGUUGAAACCAACACCUCUAAAUAGAGGCAGACUGCAGAGACCAAAACCAAAUCUAGGAAGAACUGUUGCAAGGCAAAAAGACUUGACAGAUGAAAAACAUCCUGAAGCGGAGAAAACCAAAGGUGGAAAAUUAGGAAAAGGUGUGAUAACCUACAAGGGUGAAAACAGUGAUCUGUGCCUCAAAAAUGAUGUAGUUGUUCAUGAAGAUGCCCAGCCACACAGCCUGAUGUUAGAAGGGAAUGUCUCUACAGAUUCUGAACUGAACUCAGUACCUAGAAGGCAGUGUUCCCAAGGAAAGUCCUCAGAAGCAGAAAGCUAUGAAAGUGAAAAGGAAUUAUCAGGUGCCUUGAAACAGCUUUCAGAGUUCAAUACAGGGGAGUCUGAUCCCCAGAAGGAAAAGGAGAAAACUGUUGUGUCAUCAUCUCGGCUACUGAGGAGUAGAUUCCAGAGACCAAAGCCGAAUUUAAGACCAACUAGUAGAAAAGACGUGCUGGAUAUAAAUAAUAAAUUAUCACAGAAAGAUACAAGCAAGGAUGAAAGUUUGACACAAUGUGGCAGUGAAUGUAAUAUCCUUCCUGAUAUAAAUAAAGCUGAAAAAUAUAAGGUCCUGCAACCGUUGGAAUCUUCUGGAAAGCAGAAGUCAUUUGACUCUCAGGAGGAUUCUGAGAGGCCCAAUUUUAAGUCCCCAGAGACAUUUUCAAGAUCAGAGGAUGAUGAGCUCAAAUUUUGUCUGCCGAAUAUUAAACAAGAUGACGGCUCAACUGCUAAUGCAGGCAAAAAUAAUGCUGAAGAAGAAAGUAAAGAAAGAUCUCUUCAACCUGUCCAAUUAGCACGGAGCAGAUUCCAGAGGUACAAACCAAAUUUGGGAAGAGCUGUUGGGAAGAAGGAAUCACAAAUACUUGGAAAUGAGAGGGAGAAAAAGCCUGAAGUGAAGCAGUUGGUAUUGCAAAAAGAUGAGCUUGCCAAUACUGUCAUCGGUGAAAAUGAAGCUGUAUUUUGUCAAUCAGAUGUAUUGAGCAGAGAGGAACAAGAACAGCAAGAGGUGCCUCCGGCAACCUGUAUUUCUGAAAAUAUAUUGUGUGAACAAAGCAGUGAUAGAAAAUCUGCUUCCCAAGAAGGCAAGCUGAGUGCUGUGAAACCAGGACAGUUCAUAAGGAACAGAUCUUUAAGAAUUACACCAAAUCUAGCAAGAGUGUACAGCGAAAAAAAAUCUCUGUUUGCACAAAAAGGUGCUGUUCUGGUUGAGGAAGAAGCAAAUGAGGGAGAGCAUCUGCCUGUGGCAAAGGAAUCUGAGGAGCCUCAUUCAUUAAAGGUAAUGUAUUUUCUGCUAAUAUUAUGGGUUUUUUUUCUCAAAUCUAAGGAUGACGUGGAAGUCUUGUUUCUGGGGCAUUUGGCCAAGAAUGACAAUCUAGACAUAAAUGCAAAAAGUAUGAGGUCAGAAACACUCUGUUCCUCUACAAAACUACCUAACUGUCACAGAAAAGGAGAAGAACAAGAACAUCUGUCUACAGAUGCUAUAGGAAGCAUUCAGGCCACGAUAGAAAGGUCCAGUGAUAAAUUACAUUCUGGAGAAGAAAGUAAACACAGUGAUAAAAAACCUUUGCGUCAAGUGAGGGAACCCCAGUGGAACCCAAGGCCAGACCUAAUGAGAGUUGCUAGAAAAAGAAGUUAUCCUGAGGAAGGUGAAAAUGGAGAAGAGGACGAUGCUGAGAGUAGAAAUGCAGAAGACUCUGUGAUGUUAGAAAAAACAGGUGUAUCAAUGCACAACACUAGUUACGUAGUAGAAGCUGCAUCCUUCUCAGAGACUGCAAGAAAACACAACUUUACAUGCUCUGAAGAAACAUCUUGUAAAAGAAUUGAGCAGGAUAGUAGGCUUCAGCCUUCAGAGAUACCAUCAGAGAGUGAGAAUCAAGUAGAACAGGAAGAUAAUCCUGAGCCUUCUGCUUCUCAGGAAAAAUAUUCAGACAAUCUCACAAGAAGGCAGUCCAGAAGGUCAUCAAAGCGAGUAGCGCUGCCAAAACAUGUCUCCGAUCUACAAACUGCUGCAUCUUCUGCUUCUGAAUGUGGGACUGAUUGCUGUGAGAAAGGGACUCAAAGGCAAGAAGUGAAGCUGAGUGUUACUAGACGCAAAAGUUAUAAAACUACACAUAGAAAAAAAUCUGGGAAGGAACACAGAAGUUCAAAGAUAACCUUGGUGACUCUCUGGGCGUCUCAGGAGGAGGAGGAGGAAGAGGACACAGAUGAUUUUGAGCCUGAUGAAGAAAAUGAAUGCUUUGCACCAGAGGAAGUAAACAAAGCUCCAGUGUUUGUUCCUAUAGGUCUUCGAUCUCCAAAACCUGUUCCUGUUCAGAUAGAGGCAACCAUGGAGGAGCUGGAAAUAUCUGUGAAUAUACCAGAUGUGCAGGUAUCUACUGAUGUUGAAAGUCUCUAUCAUGCAUCUGUCCCGCCAGUGGUACAGAGAGAGGAAAAAGAAACAACUGUACAUGAAAAUCCAGAGGUGGACAAAGGAGUUAAUGACGGAAGCACUGAAGCUGCCAUGACCUUACUUGCAAUGGGCGAUCCAAUGUUCCAGUUAAAAACAAGCACUGAAGAAUGGGCACACAUGUUACCUGCUCAAGAUGAGUUGGACAUGACCAAUAGCCUGGGAACCUACGCCUACUCCGAACAGAACAAAACUCCUAGUCAGUACUUACUUUCUGAAGUCACUUCUACCAAGGAAUUGGUCUCUUCUGAAGGUGGAAGCAACGUUAAUAUGGAGGAUCAAAGCACUAACACAAGAAUAGGUGUUGAAGAAUAUUUUGAGAAAAAUCCUAUAGAUACCAGUGAUAGCUCUUCACCUACAGUGAACAGUAUGAGGCUGACAGGAGACAGACACCUGAGGCCUGAGACAACAUUUGGAGGAUUGAAGUCCAAUCAGAACAUAAUUCAGAAGUCUCUUAGUGCAAAUAUACUUGUGAAACAACUAGAGCAAGUUCAAAGUGAGUCUACAAGUUUGGGAUGUACUGCAGAAACACAGAAGGUGGAACUAGAACAGGUCAGACCAACUCCAGGCAGUUCUUCAAUUCUUCAUGAUUUUGAUACUAGAAGUAUGGAACUUACCAAGCAUGCAGAAAAAAUUGAGAGAACAGAAGACAUGACUUAUGCUUGUGGAAGUUCAGGAGAUUUAAGACCUGUAACCGCACCACCAAAACCUGAAGAAUUUCAUCUUGGACUACAGGACUGUCCAAAUCAAAGUUCUGUGGAUGGAAUUCCUGAGCAAAAUUCUUGUCCUCCUGAGCACUAUAUAUGCCCAAUCAACUUUACUCAGAAUGAAGCUUGUGCUCAGGAUGCUCAACAAUGUAUAAGCACCAGAGAAGAGACUUCAGCAGUGAAUGAUGAUCACAAAUGUCCAGAGGAGGAACAGACAUUCAUUUUAACGUUGGUGGAAAUCCCAGCUGACUCAAAAGAGUUUGAUGCAUCCACUUUGCUGGAACACACUUCAGAACCGCUGCUACCGGCCCCAAUACUUAUCAGCCCAAUAAAUGCAAGUGAAACAAGCAUGACAGAAGGGGAGAGCAUUGGAUCCUUGAGAACUGCAGUGGAUCAGUUUGCUGCACCUUUAAACAGCAGCAUGGAAAACAAACAAUCAGAGAGUGCAUCGGUAGAGCCUGUUCUGAAUUUGCAGACAACUCGAAAAAGGACAGCUGCUGAGCCUGAAGAGAAUGAUUUUCCUCCUUCCAAGAAGACUCUGUCUGCUGUUGUAGUGGAAGGUAACUUGGAAACCACUUCUAAGGCUUGUUCAGUUAAAUCCACAAAUGCUCCAAUCAUAGCUUCUGGGAAUCCUUUUCAGAUAACAGAGCCUUCAGCAAAGGAGAAGGUACCUUCCUCUGUGUUGGUGUCUAUGUUACCCCUUGCUGAAAGAAGCCAGCUUGAGACCUUGGAAAACUUAGAGGAUGCACUGCUUGAGAAUUCAGCAUCCAAACAGGAAGGGAUGUCUAAAUUAACCUCUAACAGAAAAGCAGAAAUAAGUGAACAAGGAAAGCGGGAAGAUGGGCAUGAGUAUGGACAGUCAGAACAUACUGGAAGCCUAGCACCACCUUCAAAAACUCCAUUACUCAGGACUGGACGAAAACCAAUGGGUUUUUUAUCUUUAAUUUGCAAAAAAAGCAGUUCUGAAUCUGCAGAAGAUACCAAAGGGAGCAGAGUGAGGAUCCAAAAACCCCGCAUUGUAGCUCCAAAGCGAAAUUUAAAAAAACCCACUCUAGCCACUAAGGAUGAUGGGGAAUCUUAUUCCCUUCCUUCUACAAGCACAUCACCAUCUGUGGAGUGUGAGAAUGUCUCUACUGAUGCUGCAGUUACAGUUCCAAGUAACAAGAUGCCUGAGAAGCCACCCCUUUGUGGUAAAGAUCAAGAAAAGGAAGAAGAGCCAACCAGAAUCUCUGAAUAUUUUUUCAGUGACAUCUUUAUGGAAGUGGAUGAUUCAGAAUAACAAAUGGGAAUUACAGAAACCUAGGAUCUGAGAGUAUAAUGCAACAAGAAAAGAGUAGAUUUUAAAAAUUAUGAUUUGUCCUGCUGUAAAUUGUGCAACACUUAAUGUCAGCCAAGCUAUUGUUAAUAAUUCCGCAUGGAUGAAAUGGACUCCUUCUGAAGCAACAUGGUUACUUUAGACAUUAUUGAAACUACUACAUCAAUGUCAUUGUACAAGACCAGUGGCUGCUGGCUUAUGGUUUCACUUGUUUAGAUGGGUGUAUUAUUUCUCUUCCAGAAAAAUGCAAUGAAAAAAUGCUUAAUCUCGUGAUAAGGAUGCCUUUGAAUUUUAAUGCUAAAGCUUGUGAUACUGGCUAUACCAGUUCUUUACUUCUUUUUGUGAAGUAAGUUACACUAGUAUGUUAGAAAGAGGAAUUAACUUUUUAUGUAGAGUAUAAUCUCUGUAAAUCAGGAUGCAAAUACUGGAAGUAGCCUAGGAAAUACAUUGGUAUGUCAGCACUGCAGGUAUCUCCAAAUUACAUAUUUUUGUAAGAGUUUUUAAUUACAGAAGUUAAAAGAUGCUAACCUGAAAAGCCAGAUGGGCUUGGUUCCUUUAAAAUGCUUUGGGAACAACCAGAAAACCACAAUUUUACUACAAGAACACUAUGCAAUAUUAAUCUUUGCAAUUGUCCUAUUGGAGUGGGAAGAAGAGCUUAAUGUUUCUUGAUAUAAAUACUAAUUUCCUUCUAAAUUUGAAAACAAGGGGAUAGAUACCAUUUAUUUUCCUUGGUUUUAUGUGUAGGUGUUUCUAUAUCUGUUGACUUCUUUGGUUUCCCUUGUGCAAAGUAGCACGAAGAGAUUUGAUUUAAACCAUAUCUAUAAAAUGUGGUUACUUGGAGGAUUUGCUAGGUUGAAGCAGUUGAAUUUGGAUGGUUUACCUUAUGUUGCAUGUCUACUUGUACUAUAACUUGCUAUAAAAGUGCUGAUGUCAAUAGA
Messenger RNA from Colius striatus (speckled mousebird), 8683 nucleotides. RefSeq names its product transcription factor TFIIIB component B'' homolog. Lineage: Eukaryota; Metazoa; Chordata; Aves; Coliiformes; Coliidae. Bases 573 to 7709 code for a protein of 2378 amino acids. Gene Ontology annotation, cellular component: transcription factor TFIIIB complex. Gene Ontology annotation, biological process: RNA polymerase III preinitiation complex assembly. Gene Ontology annotation, molecular function: TFIIIC-class transcription factor complex binding. The transcript is spliced from 42 exons. The record is from RefSeq and is a predicted model, not a curated record.